AUGCGGAAGAAUCGCUCUUGGACCUGCGCAGCCUUGCAGCGGGAGGCAUACCACCCCUUGUCACCACUUUCUUCGCAACUCCAAUCGUCUGUUCCUCCUCCCAAUCCCUCGCCUCCCCCCUCCCUCUCCGCCAUCUGUCCCGGUCUUCCCCCAUCUUCCCCCGCGCCAGGCUUCAUGGGGCUGGAGGAGAUGGACUUGGCGGAGUUUGCGGGGCUGGGCGCUAGCGGGGAGGUGGAGGGCGCAGAUAAGCUUCAUGGGGCUCGAGGAGAUGGACCCGGCGGAGUUCGAGGGGCUGGUGGCUGGCGGGGAGAUAAAGGGCGCAGAGAUGAGAUUGACCCGGCGGAGUUUGAGGGGCUGGUGGCUGGCGGGGAGGUGGAGGGCGGAGAGAUUGAGGAGAGCGGGGAAGAAUUGGGGGAAGCGGAAGCAGGAGAAGCAGCUGAAUGUGGGGCUGCGGUGGAGGGGGGGGGAAGUGGAUCUGGGUUGGGGGACAAGGGGGCAGGGGACAGGGUUUUAGAGGGGGACAUGCCGGAAUGGGAACCCCUUCGUCUGCACCCGCUCAUUCUCCGCGCCCUGCGCGACCUGGGGUUCACCUCCCCCACGGCCAUUCAGCGAGCAUGCAUCCCCGCUGCUGCGUCCAGGGGCAGGGACGUUGUGGGGGCGGCUGAAACUGGGUCGGGUAAGACGCUCGCGUUUGCCAUCCCGAUUCUGCAGAGGCUGCUGGAUGAGAGGGAGAAGGAGAGGAGGUUGAAGGAGGGGGGCGGGGCGUGGGGGGAAGAUGGGGGAGAUGGGGAAGGGGAGGGCGCGGACGGGGGAGGAGAAGGGAAUAAUGAGGGGGAAGGGGAGGGGGAAGGGGAGGGGGGAGGGAAGAAGGGGGGAAAGGCGGCGGGCAGCGGGGCUCGGAAGAGAGUGAAGGGGCCGCUGCGUGCGCUCAUCAUCACGCCCACGCGCGAGCUGGCGCUGCAGAUCGUGUCGCACAUAAAAGACGCGGCCCGCCACACAGGCGUCCACGUGGCCGGCAUAGUGGGCGGCAUGGCGGAGGUGAAGCAGCGGAGGGUGCUGAGCCUCGGGCCGCAGAUUGUGGUCGGCACGCCCGGGCGGCUGUGGGAGCUGAUGAGCCAAGGGGAGGCGCACCUGGUGCAGCUCGAGUACCUCUCCUUUCUCGUUCUAGACGAGGCUGAUCGCAUGGCGGACCCAGGAAGGUUCAAGGAGCUUUCGUCCAUCUUGGGAAUGCUGCCCCCCACUGCGGCUUCUCUCGCUGCUGCCAAGGCCAAGGAGGCUGCUCUGGCUGCCCGAGAUGCUGCCCGGGCAGCGAAAAAGGCAGCUCGGGCAGCUAAAAUUGCUGCGGAGAGGGAUGCGGCACGAGGAAAGAAAGGGAAGGGGAAAGCAGGGAUGGAAGAGGCUGAAAAGGAAGGGAAAGGAGAGGAAGAGGAGGAGGAAAAGGAGGAGAAAGAGGAGACUAAAGGGGAGAGGGGAGAAGAAGACGGUAGGGAGGAUGGGGAGGAGGGAGAAGAGAGAGAAGAGGGAGAAGCAGGAGAAGGAGAAGGGGAGGAAACGUUUUCUCUUCAGCCACCCACCCUCGCGAAAAAGAAGCGGCAGCUGACUGGCAUGCGCCCCUCCCCUGCCAUUGUUGAUCUGACUACUGCUGAUGUGGUGGCGAGUGGGGUUCAAGAGGCUGCUCUAGAGUGUGACGACAGCAUGAGGGACGUCUUUCUCCUCUACCUCCUGCGCAUGCACGGCACAUUUGGUCGCACGCUCGUCUUCUGCUCUGCCAUCUCGUCUGUUCGCCGCCUCGCCUCCCUGCUGUCCCUCCUGCAAGUCCCCUCCUUCCCCCUGCACGCGCAGCAGCAGCAGCGGCAGCGUCUCAAGGCGUUGGAUCGCUUCAGGCAGCACCCCAGUGGCGUGCUGGUGGCAACAGACGUGGCAGCGAGAGGGCUCGACGUUCCUGAGGUGCGUCUCGUGGUGCACUAUCAGCUACCCCACACGGCAGAGGGCUACGUGCACCGCUGCGGCCGCACGGCCCGAGGCGCUUCUUCUGAGGGAUGCUCCGUGGCUCUGGUGACACCCAAGGACUCCAUCAAAUACUCGUCGCUGCUCAGGAAGCUGAACAAGACUGGCCCCCUCCCCACCUUUCCGGUUGAUCACAACUACCUUCCCAACCUCAAGCAGUGCGUGAGCCUGGCUUUAAGUGUCGACACGCUCUCCCGCAAGCACUCCAAGGAGAAAGCAGAAACUUCCUGGAAGCAGCGCGCUUCCAAGGCGGUUCAAGCGCUGAAGCAAGCAGUCUCACAGCCGCUCAGGCCAACCAACCUGCGCUCACUCAUUGCUGCUUCCGGCAUGACAACCGAGCUGGCCAAUCAGCUGCGAGCAACCCCAUCGGCUGCCGCCAUGUCAGCAGCAGCAGGCACUCCUGGGAACACCCAGCACCUCGCCAAUCCCUUUGCUUCCCUGGCAACAGCUAGAGCAGGGAAGCAGUGGGGGGAAGGGGGGACACAGGGAGGAGGGGAGAGAGCCAUGGUUUCACCCGCGCGCACCGAGCCGCCCUUCCCCCUGGAGAGCCUCCCCGACGACGUUCUCGCGCUCGUCCUCCGCUCGCUCGCGGAGACAUCCUUCCGCCACGUGCUCGUGUCGAAGCGCUGGCUCUGCCUCACCACGUCUGCACUCUCCCAUUUGACCGUUCAGCACCGCGGGUUUAAAUCGAAUGAUUCUAUAACGGAGACGAAUCCUUUUGAGCCCUUCCGCAACGUACAGCUUGCGUGGCUUCCGCUUCCGCGCCUUGUUUCCGCGCUGCGCCGCUUCCCCGCCCUCACGCACGUGUCUCUCGGCGAGUUUUCCAUCUUAUCCGCCGACGGCGACGGUGAAGCAGCAGACGCGCUCUUCCACUGUCUGGCCGCCACGUGUCCGCGCCUGACGCAUCUGACGGUGGAGCAGCAGAUUCGCAUGCCGGUUACUGUAGACGGCCUCGCGUCACUCUUCCAUGGAUGUCGAAAGCUCAGGGAUCUCCGCCUACUCACCACCAACGGCCUCCCGCAUCUCCCGGCGUCCCUCUCGCUCCUCACGGAUCUCCAAACCCUCCACGUGUGCUCGCAUCCCCGCUAUGGCGAAGACUCGUUACAGGAGCUCGUUUCGCCGCGUGAGAGCAUCGGCGCGCUGCAGCAGCUGCGCGAGUUGCGGAUCUGCGCGGGAGCGAAUUUCCGCGGUCUCGACGAGUGCGUGGGCCUUCUUGGUAACCUCCGCACACUGAGCAUCGGUAACGGUAACCACUGGUCGGAAGCUGUCACGAAGCUUCCCGACGCCAUUGGCGACUUGGCUGUUCUGGAAACCCUAGAAAUCGACUUGGAUGGUCUAGAGAGCAUUCCGGAAUCUUUUCAACUGCUGACCGGGCUGAAAACCCUCUCGCUCCAAUGCAGACUUCUGCGAUACCUGCCCGAAAAUGCCAUGGCGGGGAUGACUCAGCUGCAGCAUCUUUCCAUCAACGGCUGUGCUUCCCUCGAGAUUCUUCCAGAAAGCAUCUGCUUCCUCCCCCUCUCCUCCCUCUUCAUCUCCUCCUGCUACUCCCUCACCGCACUCCCUCACCACAUCGGCGCCUUGUCCCAUCUGCAAACCCUAAGUCUCCUCUACCUUGAGAAUAUCCAGGCGCUGCCCGAAAGUCUGGGUAAUUUACCCCGGUUGAAAACGCUCGAGCUGGAUCUGCCCGCGCUGGAGCAUCUGCCCGAGAGAUUUUGUGAAGGGAGCCUGCCAGCAUGCCUGGAAAAGCUGACUCUGACGCGUCUUUGCCGCGAUGCUGCUGAUUUCCGUACCGCUCCUCACCGUGCAAGAGAUCAUAGCACCGGCCUCCACCGCACUGCACAUCCGACGUCCGGUGAUGCUUGUCCCUGCUGCGCUGCUCGCUUCCGCUGCCGCUAA
Closterium sp. Yama58-4 is the source of this 3903-nucleotide messenger RNA. The record is from the annotation of a GenBank genome assembly. Lineage: Eukaryota; Viridiplantae; Streptophyta; Zygnematophyceae; Desmidiales; Closteriaceae.